AUGGCUUCGAACAAAAAUGAGAUGACCAAAUCGGAUUCGUCGCGAAUUCAAUCGACUCAAGCCAGGAGCGGUGGCGACAUGGGUGCCAGCGGCUUUGCCGCUCGAGCAGAGUCGGCCGGCGACCGAAAUGCCGCUUCCCAGGCCGGUUCAGGUUCCCAGGGAACAGGUUCGGGGCAGGGCAGCACUGGAUCUGGUGCUUCUUCGGGGGCCAAGAAAUGA
Molecule: messenger RNA, 219 nt
Organism: Canariomyces notabilis
Lineage: Eukaryota; Fungi; Ascomycota; Sordariomycetes; Sordariales; Chaetomiaceae
Exons: 2
Coding region: 1-219 (72 amino acids)
Source: RefSeq, a predicted model, not a curated record